AAACCUCGAGCGAUCUCUGCCCGCCUCCUCGUCGUUCGCAGGGCUGGUCUAUUGUAGCAGGGUUUUCGCCUGCGAUUCCUUAGCGUUCGAGCGCAAACCAGGCGGUCUCUUCGUCCCUCCGCACGCUCCCACACUCCUGCCAAAGGGCUACUGGGCCCUGCUCCAGGUCCCUCCCCCAGCAGGAUACGAGUCAACUAUUGUAGCUACUGUGAUGACCUCGUGCUUUCGGACCGAGGUAACAGAUCGAGGUCGGUUCGGGGAGGGUGCCCUGAUGCUCUUCGUGUUCGCUGGAAGCUCUUGUGUAUCCUGGGUGAGGGUGCCUUUGGACGUUCCGUGUGUUUUGGCCGGUGGAGGGUCUCAUGUUCUUGACGGCUGCUCUGGUGUCCUAGGUUCGACUCUACCAACCCUCCUCUUCCUCCAGCGGGCAUUCACCAAGGCGGCGGCUAAGCGUGGCCGAGGUCGUGGCCAUGAUCGCGGCCGGGGCCGUGGGCUCGCCAAGGCGGUGGCCAGGCGCGGCCGCGGCCAGGCGCGCGGCCGCGGCCGCGGCAAGUCGACCGGGCGCGCUGCGCCCAAGCGCCGCCCUCGCCGGGUGACGCCCGUCAUCGACCUGGAGGACAGCGCCGACGAGGCCACGGCCGGCGACGGCGACGACGACGAGGACUACACCGACUGACGGCGGGGGCCCUCCCGGCGCCUGCCGCCGGCGCGGGGAGGACCUCUCUGGCCGGGCCUCGAGGGUACGCGGCCGGCGGGGAGGCGGCUGCAA
This is a messenger RNA of Prorocentrum cordatum, 766 nucleotides long. Lineage: Eukaryota; Dinophyceae; Prorocentrales; Prorocentraceae. The record is from the annotation of a GenBank genome assembly.